Dromiciops gliroides (monito del monte) is the source of this 1855-nucleotide messenger RNA. It is a transcript of the gene TMEM45A, whose product is annotated as transmembrane protein 45A. The record is from RefSeq and is a predicted model, not a curated record. Bases 180 to 1007 code for a protein of 275 amino acids. The transcript has 7 exons. NCBI's taxonomy places the organism in Eukaryota, Metazoa, Chordata, Mammalia, Microbiotheria, Microbiotheriidae.
AAAUGAAGCACAUCUGGACAGUUGCGCGGCGCUGCUUGAGGAGCAAUCAGAACAGAAUCAGCCCCAUCAACAAAAGCCCAGCUGUUGUCUGGUUUUAAAUCGGCUAUAGCAACCAAGUGGUGAAGACUGACUGAGUCGUACAGAAACUGACAAGUUAGGUUUUGCUGUGCUAGGGUAGGAUGGGGAGUUUCAGAGGUCACGCCCUCCCUGGGAGCUUUUUCCUUUUUUUUGGCUUCUGGUGGAGUGUGAAGUACAUAAUGAAAUAUGUCUGCAAAAAGAACAAGAGGACCUGUUUCCUUGGAUCCAGAGCAGGGUUUCAACGUUUGGAAAUUAUUGAAGGACUGAUCAAAGUCUCCAUGUCUUUAAUUGGCAUGACAGCAGAACAGUUUGUUCCCGAUGGACCCCACCUGAACUUAUACAACUAUGAAGAGAAACACUGGGAUCACCUCAUGGGUUGGCAGCACUCGACCAUGUAUUUCUUCUUUGGACUCUCUGGAUUGGUUGACAUCUUGUGCUUCACCACCCACGCGCUGCCAGUUUCCUUAAGUAAGAUGAUGCUCUCCAAUGCCUUCUUUGUGGAAGGUUUUAUCUUUUACUUCCACACCCAUGGCCGGGCAAUGCUGGACAUAUACAUACAUCAGCUGCUGUUCCUGUCUGUCAUCGGAGCAGCAAUCUGCAUAUUCAUGGAAUUUUUCUUCCGGAGCAACAUUGUUUUAGAGCUCCUCAGGUCAAGCUUUGUCUUGCUUCAAGGCAGCUGGUUUUGGCAGAUCGGCUUCGUACUGUAUCCUCCUAAUGGAAGCCCCGAAUGGAACGAAACAGAUCACGGCAACAUGCUGUUUCUGACCAUGUGCUUUUGCUGGCAUUAUGCAUUCACUUAUUUCAUCCUGGGUGUGAAUUAUGCUUUUAUCACCUGGUUAAUCCGAUCAAAAAUUAAGAAGACCUUUCCUUCUGACAUGAGAUUGCUGAAAAAUGUUGAACGAGACCAAGAAUCAGAAGAAGAAAUCUAAUUUUGUUAGGCGUCCCUAUCUUUUUUCCAUUUAGGCUCUGACUUUGAUGUCUGCAAACAUGGUUUGUCUACGUUUGUGCUCUUAUUCUUGUUUUUCCUUAUGUGACUAGCCUUGUAAAAAUCAACUUCAAGAUAGUUUAUUUUGCCCUUUUGUGCAGCUGCUCCUGUAAGGGUCAGUCUCUGCAUACUGUAUUCUCUCACCUUGCUAAAGAAUUUGCAUGUGUUGAUUUUAGGCCCAGGUGUACAUUUGGAGAAUGGUUCACUUUGCACUUUAAUCAUGGAAUUAGAGGGUUGAGUGGGGUUUCCCUGACAAUUUAGCCCAUCCUCCUAAUGUCUGAUGUUGCACAUGGAAAAAAGAUAUGUAUUAUUUUUCCUUGAGAUGGGGCUUAGGUUAUCUGAGUUAAACUUGCAACCAUUUGUAACUUAUUAAACACAGAAUUUAGAAGAAGCAUGGUGUAGUGGAUGGUGCACUGGCCUUGGAGCCUAGAAGACCUGGUUCAUCCUGUCCCACCUCUGACAUAUACUGGCUGUGUGACUGAGCAAAAUCACAAUUGCCAUUGGCAAUUCUCUAAGGCUAUGAUACAGAGAAAAUGCUGAUGGGCCAUGGUAGAGGGAGUUUCAUUACCUGAGAGUACCCUAUACCAAUGAAAUCACAGAUCCAGGCACAAUAUCCUGUUGUAAACUCAGAAUUAACGUGCCCUCCAUGCUAAUGGGUGAAUGGCUUUUGGAGCAGAGACUUUGCAUCUUUCUUGCUGAUUAUCCACCCAAUGCCCUAUCUUCACUAGCACUUGCUAUGGAUAUCUGUUGGUAGUAGAAUGGACCCAAUGGAGAUAACAAGGCACUCCCAAG